AUGGCUAAUAAAGUUAUAAAUAAUAUAUUUACAAAUAAGAGCUAUGUUCUAAAUCAUUAUAGACGAAUCGAAUGGGUUCCUUAUUCAGCAAUUACAAGUUUGGAAAAAAUAGCAGAAGGAGGAUUUGGCAUUGUUUAUCGAGCUGUAUUAAAUCAAGAAGAAGUUGCGAUAAAACGAUUCUAUUCUAAAAAUAUUCAUAGCGGAAACUUAUUAUUAAACGACGAUAUGUAUCUAAAUUGUCAUAUUGGAGAUCUAGGGUUAUCACAACCUGCAGAUGUUAGCUCGCAAAAUAAUGAAAUAUAUGGUGUUAUACCUUAUAUUGCACCUGAAGACAAAUUCGAUAACUUAUAUGAUCCUUGUUUUUUUUUAAAAUGUAAUAAUGAACAUGAAAUAAUUAAACGAUGUGAAGAGAAAAGAUUGGAAUUGAUACAAUCUAUGAAACUUGGUCCAGAAUUUAGUGAAAAACCUCAUCCAAAAGCAAUUUAUACGAGUAGAGCAUUAAGUUCUAUGACUUUUAAAACUUCUUCUACUAGUACAUCGUCGUUAACAAUUUCAUCUAUUACAAAUCAAGAAUAUUUUUCAAGAGAGUUUGAUUUUGAUAUAAAUAAUAUUCAUAAUAUGCAGAAUAUUAAAAAUUUUCGUACCGAUAAUGUUUAA
Messenger RNA from Funneliformis geosporum, 657 nucleotides. The record is from the annotation of a GenBank genome assembly. NCBI's taxonomy places the organism in Eukaryota, Fungi, Glomeromycota, Glomeromycetes, Glomerales, Glomeraceae.